AUUAGAUCAUAGUUACCUAACGCAAUGAUUUUCACGAAGGAACUGUGUUAUAUUUUAAUUUUCAACUCCUUCAUUGUGGCUGUAACCAAGUCGCCGUGUGAACAAAGAAAUAAUUUGUUCAGCAAAGAAAUCGAAUUUGGUAAAAGAGUGUGUUUGUCGUGCCAACCAGGUCAGUACGUCAGUCAGUUCUGCACCACCAACAACACAAACUGGUGUACAACUUGUCCAAAUGGAUAUUACGUGAAGUACUGGAAUUUGUGUCGCAUUUGUGACGAAUGCACCAAAUGCCCCGCAGAAUUGAUGCUUACGGUAAAAAUGGAAAUAUUAUUUAUCAUAGUUUCCAAAAGCAAAUAAUUAUAUCAUUAUAAUAUAAUGGUUGUAAAAAAUGCUCUAAAAAAACUCAUUCUGUAGGGAACAGUCAUAUAGUAUGACUGAUCCAUGGU
Messenger RNA from Anneissia japonica, 443 nucleotides. RefSeq names its product tumor necrosis factor receptor superfamily member 11B-like. The transcript has 3 exons. The record is from RefSeq and is a predicted model, not a curated record. Bases 25 to 354 code for a protein of 109 amino acids. Lineage: Eukaryota; Metazoa; Echinodermata; Crinoidea; Comatulida; Comatulidae.